AUGCGAAGAGUCAAAAAGUCCCGCAACGGAUGCGCUAGAUGCAAGAGCAAACGGGUGAAAUGCGGAGAGGAAAAACCUCAUUGUAAUCGCUGCACACGACUAGGAGUUCAUUGUCCUGGUUAUGUUCAAUCUCUACGAUGGGUCAGUCAGCCCGUAAAUCCCAGUCCGACUGCAUCAUUGGAGGGUGGAAAAGUAUAUGAUGAUUUGCAGUUGGCUAGUUCCAAUCAUAUGGGUACUUCAGAGCUUGAACUUGAUAGUCUUGCUGCCUUCGACAACCUAUGGUUUGUUCCAGUAGACGAUACUCUUCCGGAGCUCAUGGACUUGCAUCCACCCUCCCCUCCAGGUCUUUCAAAUUGCCAAGACCCGGUAAAUGACUUUGCACCCGGAAACACAGAACCAGACAUAUCUGGCUUACUCUCGUUGCUCGGGCCAUUUGAGGAAGAAAAUCAUGGAAGCAUCUAUCGUCACUUCUCGCCUUCUGCCAUUGUACGAAGCUACCAUCCCCCGGGUCAACGUACACUUCCGCCCGCCUUCAUGUCAAUAUCUCGACCUCUGAAUAAUUCAUCAUGGACUCUCAUUGAGUACUACUUCAAAGAAGUUGCAGCGCUUUUUUCCAGCUAUGACAGUCAGAUGAACCCAUUCCGCACCACUGUGUCUCGUUUAUGGGGUUCAUCACGAACCAUGUUCCUCACAAUGCAAAGCAUGGCAGCUGCAAGCCUAGUCAACGAAUUCCCACAGUUCGGACUGAUGGGCCAAAACCUGCGCCACCAGGCUGUCGAUCUUAUCUCGAGUGAGGCAGUUAUGGAUGACAAAGCGCUGCUAGCAAUACUCAUGCUCGGCCAAACCGCCAGCUGGCAUGAUCCCAAAGAUUUAGGCAUUUCAUUCUUCAACAUUCUCCGAAAACAGCUGAAUACCAAUCCUACCCCAGGAAGCUCUGGCAUUGGCUUCAUUAAGAACAGCAGUAAUAACUACCGCUUCUUUGAUGAAGCCCUUGUCUAUUGGGAGAUGCUCCUCUCAUUCGUAGCCGACAACGAGAAGAUGACCACCUCAGAUCAUUCCAAUGUCUCUUCAAGUGAACUGCUCGCUCUACAGUGCGUCCCACAUCCCUGGACUGGUAUCGCAAGAGAUACGCAGCUCACUGUUAACGAGGUAGGCAAACUAGUUCGCCGUGAACGGAAACGUAUUCUUGCAACAAAGUUCACCUCUCGCAAUGAAAUCAAUCGCGAUCAAAUGACCAUCGACAAGGCCUAUGAACUCGAAGAGCGUCUGUUGGCUCUUGCGCACCCCAAUGAAACUGAAAUUGUCAGUCCUGGAGACGACGAUACCCCAGUUUGGCAUCUUCUCACCAUGGCCGAGGUCUACCGCUGCACGGGACUGAUCCAGCUAUACCGAGUCUUCCCAGAUCUCCUGCGCAGCCGUCUAUCACCAUAUGAUGUGCAUUUCGAUACGGCGCAUCUAGCAUCACUGAGUCCGCUACUUCACAACCUUGACAGCAGGAAUGUUUCCACUAGAACCGAUAAUCAAACGCCCGGCAAUCCAUCGAACGAAAACUGGACUCCUACUCACAGAAUCUCUCCCUCGCCACCAAAAUCAUCUCCCAGCAUCGAUAUCUUCUCACCUUCAUUUCAAAAUCAUCAUUAUCAAGCUUUCACAUCCACACCUAAGGAUUCUGAUCCAGUCAAUAUAUAUGACUCCUGGCUCACCGAAUUAGCCGUAACAACUCUUUCCCGUCUCAAAACACUUCCGUUCGAAUCCCGCACCCGGUGUCUUCAACCUCUGCUACUAGUGGCCAGCUGCAGUGAACUACGUCUGACACCCCCAUCACAAACCUCUGCUCCUUAUAAUAGUCCAAAUGGCCAGAUUCCCAGCGGGCAGCUCGAAGGAGAUGACAAUCCGAGUACAGGUACAGGGCCAGAAACAGAAGCAUCAUGUAUCUCCAUGGAGGCGAUUGAAGUCUCAAAUACGCGCAAAUUCAUUCUUGGUCGGCUGACGUCCUUAUUGCAUGUUCUACCACCUAGACCGGUUCAGGUGUGUUUGAAACUGGUUGAGGAGGUAUGGAGACGGAUGGAUGCUGGUGAGACGGAUAUAUUUUGGAUUGAUGUGAUGAUUGAAAAUGGAUGGGAGACUACCAUGGGAUGA
Molecule: messenger RNA, 2139 nt
Organism: Penicillium taxi
Lineage: Eukaryota; Fungi; Ascomycota; Eurotiomycetes; Eurotiales; Aspergillaceae
Product: Zn(II)2Cys6 transcription factor
Exons: 2
Coding region: 1-2139 (712 amino acids)
Biological process (GO): positive regulation of transcription by RNA polymerase II
Cellular component (GO): nucleus
Molecular function (GO): DNA-binding transcription factor activity, RNA polymerase II-specific; transcription cis-regulatory region binding; zinc ion binding
Source: RefSeq, a predicted model, not a curated record